UCGUUUAAUUAGUCAGAGAUUGGCCUUUUGAAAUUCAAUAAGUUUAUUUUCGGCAAAAAAGGGAAACAAAAAAGCGAGAAUCAUGGGUAAAAAGGGUAAAGGUAAAGGAAAUAAGCUGGCCAAAAUGUCCGAAGAGGAAAGGGCCAGGUAUUUGCAAAUGAGAGCCGACCAGGAGGAGGAGACGAGACGCCGCAAAAUGCAGCUUAUUUCCAUGUACAUGAAGAACAAACUGAAAAGGGAGGACGCCUUCGGUCGCUUGAAUAUGGCCAAAAUCAAUCAGGAGUGGCGCAGCAUUUUGCGUCAGGUGAAGAUCCAGGAGUUGCGCCGUGAAAUUGUCGAGGUGGAGUCCUUCUUCCAGGAGGCUUUGAAGCGCAAGGAUCAGGUCAUCCAUCGCCUGAUUGCUCACAUUGAGUCCACCGAGGACAUGUACGCCAAUUUGCAGCAGUCGCAUAUGGAAAACGUCACAACAAUUGUUGACACCCACAAAGGUCGCAUUGAGUUCUUCCGAAGGAUCUACGAGGACGACAAGCAGGCGGUGCUAAGCCAAUGGGAACAGGACUCCACUGUUUUUAAGGAGAUGCACGCCCAGAAGCAGCAACAACUGGAGUGCGUUUUCUACCAACUGGAGGAAAACACCGACGGCGGCAUCAAGGACAACCACGAGCGCUUCCUCGACCGCUGCGAGGAUCUAAAAAGUGGGAUGCAACUUCAAUUGGAACAAAUCACCUCGAGGGGAGAGGCCAAACUGGAGAAGCUUUGGCAGGAGUAUCAGGCUGUUUUGGCGGGUUACUGCCAGCACAUCGAGGGUUUUUAUGCAGAGUACGUGGAUCUUAAGCAGCGAGAUGAGGAAGCAGCCCACCAGAUUAGUCAGCAAACCCACGAAAUCGAGCACCUGGUUGACCAACUGGCCAAUUUGCGUUUGGUCUCUGAAGAAUUCUACAUUAAGCAGCAGGGUCAAUUGGAGCAAAGGCAAACUAUUAAACAACAAUUGACUGAGCGAUUGAGGGAACUGCGUACUUGUGUGGAGCAAGAAGUAUCCCGGGAUCAUCAAGCAUUCAAGCUGAUGUCCGUGGAGAGCUACAAUGCCCUGGAAUUCCUACAGGAAACUGUGGCCAAAGGUGAAACUCUGGUCCAACUUUCGGCGGUCUGUGCCAAGAUGGAAACCCAAAGGGAAAGGAUGUUUCAGCUACCGGAAAUAUCUAAGGAGAUUAUCGAAAUACGCGAGAUCGAAGAUCAAGAAAGUUUAGCUUUAUCUGAUCCAGCCACAGAUCUUUUAAAGGACGAGGUCGCCUUAGUGCCCCAAAUGGAAACCUUUUGGCGGCGGGUCAACAAUGUUGCCGUGGAUGUGGCCUGCCUCAAGCAGCAGAAGCGUCGCCUGGAGGCGGAAAACAGUCAGCUGAAGGCGCAGCUGCAGGAAUACCUGGUGGAUUUAAACAUCGCCCAUGGCUCCAACAGCCAUAUCCACAAUUAUCUGGCCCGGAGGCCCAAGAGUAUGUCCGUGGACCGAGUGGCCCGUUUGCAACUGCAGCCGAAGCAGGUGAAAAGUGCCCUGCCCACCGGUCGCCGCCCACAUGCGCCCACUUUUCACCUUCAUCCGGGAAGAAAUUUAGUGCCUGCCUUUGAUGCCAAUUUCUCCAAUGUGGUGCGUUCAAGGAAUCUGGUUAGGGGUAAAAUGGAUUAAGCUAAAAGCACAUUAAAAAAAUAUUUUUAAAAAGUGUGAAAAUUGAGUUAAUCAGAGAAAUUUUGAUAGAAAAGUCUCAUGUAUUUGUA
This is a messenger RNA of Drosophila ficusphila, 1770 nucleotides long. RefSeq names its product dynein regulatory complex subunit 2. Gene Ontology annotation, cellular component: axonemal dynein complex; axoneme. Gene Ontology annotation, biological process: axonemal dynein complex assembly; regulation of cilium movement; cilium-dependent cell motility. NCBI's taxonomy places the organism in Eukaryota, Metazoa, Arthropoda, Insecta, Diptera, Drosophilidae. The record is from RefSeq and is a predicted model, not a curated record.